This is a messenger RNA of Eurytemora carolleeae, 2317 nucleotides long. RefSeq names its product lysyl oxidase homolog 2. Gene Ontology annotation, molecular function: copper ion binding; protein-lysine 6-oxidase activity; protein binding. The record is from RefSeq and is a predicted model, not a curated record. The transcript is spliced from 27 exons. Gene Ontology annotation, biological process: peptidyl-lysine oxidation. NCBI's taxonomy places the organism in Eukaryota, Metazoa, Arthropoda, Copepoda, Calanoida, Temoridae. Gene Ontology annotation, cellular component: membrane. Bases 4 to 2109 code for a protein of 701 amino acids.
AAAAUGUUUUUAACAAACCAUAUUCUCAUAUUCCUUUCUUUAACUUCCAUCCUGGGAUUCAUCCCAACUUGUGCAAAUAGAUCCAAUAGAAGACAACGAAUCCAGUCCUUAUUAAAUAACCAACCAUCUUCACCAAACUUCAGAUUAAACUUUGAUCCCGUGACCCUAGCUCCGGAAUUCAACAGAUGGAUAACAUGGGAUCCUAAUACAAUAAAAACUACAACAACAACAACAACAACGCCACAGCCAACUAUAAGUCCCUACGAUGAAUGGUAUUAUCGAGAUGAUCAAAACUAUGUACAAGGUCCCUUCUCUUCCAGUACUAUGUUGGAGUGGUACAAAGCAGGAUACUUUAGGUCUUCCUUGAUGAUUCGACGAGAAAUAGACAAAACAUUUACAAGUCUUGGAUACUAUAUGAGAUUAUAUGGUAGAGUUCCAUUCACAUCUGGGGCUUAUCCUGCUGCAAUUCUUUUACCCUUUUCCACAACAUCAACAAUAACAAAAACAACAACUACAACUACAACUGCAACAACAACAACAACAACUACAACAACAUCGACCACAACUACAGCUGUAUCGCUUAGUCUUGUUUGGAAUGAUAUUGGAGAAAACGAUGAUAAUGAUGAAUAUGAUGAUGGUGGUGUUCACGGUGGUCGUGGAGAUGGUUUACAAUUAGAAGAUUAUCAUAACGACGAGGAUCAAAGUGAACAGGAACCUGAGAAAUGCAAUGGAGUAAAUACAGAAGAAUGUAAACCGUCUUUAAAGGACGGGACUCUUCGUCUUGUCGGGGGCAGGGACGAAACAGAGGGCAAUGUAGAGAUUUACCAUAUGGGAAUAUGGGGAUCAGUGUGUGAUGAUGAGUGGGAUAAAGAUGAAGCAAACAUAGUUUGUAAGAAGCUGGGGUUUCCUGGAGCCAUUGCACCAACACAUGGAUCUAAAUAUGGAUACAGUCUAUCUACGACAUGGAUGGAUAACAUUUACUGCUAUGGCACUGAGAGACAUAUAACGGAUUGUAGACAUGAUGGUUGGGGUAUUCAUGAUUGUGACAGAACUGAAUCUGCAGGAGUCAGGUGUAAACCUAACCCACCUCCUACAACAACAACAACAACAACUACACCUAGACCAAGGUACCCAAUGAGAAGUAUAGCGAAGGAUAUGUCCAUACGACUGCUGGGUGGACGUGUUAAGGAAGAGGGGAGAAUAGAACUACAGCUUGAUGGAGGGGAUUGGGGGGUGGUCUGUGGUGAUGGCUGGGGGGUCAGGGAGGCAAUGGUAGCCUGUAGGCAAUUAGGAAUGGUCUACGCUGCCGCUGCCUUUUCUACAGAUUUAUUUGGUGGACAGAAUACGACAAGAAUUAUAAGCGGGAUUGCUUGUAAAGGAAAUGAGGAUAGUUUGAUGGAAUGUGAACAUGAUCAGUUUGGAACAGUUUUCUGUCCAGGAGAAGGGGCAGAGAUAGCUGGUGUGGCAUGCACAGAAACACAGGCAGAUUUAGAACCCGAUCUAUACCAGCUGAUGUCCUCAACUCAUCUUGAAGAUAAACAAAUGUUUCUGCUUCAGUGCGCUAUGGAAGAGAACUGUUUAGCGAGGGAAGCCUACAUUGAACAAGCAACAAAUCCUCACUGGCAGAUGUUAACAAGACGUCUUUUAAGAUUCACAGCAGCUAUAGGGAAUAUAGGUUCAGCAGAUUUUCGGCCUUUUAUUCCUAAGACUGCCUGGAAUUGGCAUGCAUGUCAUCAGCAUUACCAUUCGAUGGAGACUUUCGCCCACUUUCAGAUUUUUGAUUUCCAGGGUAAUAGAGCUGCAGAGGGACAUAAGGCCUCAUUUUGUUUGGAGGAUAACGACUGCGUGGGGGUGGAUCCCCAUUUUGAUUGUGAAAAUUACGGAGAUCAGGGUAUAACCCCCGGAUGUAAGGAUAUCUAUUAUUACAAUAUAGACUGUCAAUGGAUAGAUGUUACAGACCUACCAUUAGGAACGUAUGUUUUCAAAAUGGCGAUCAACCCUGAUUAUAAAGUUCCGGAGACGACAUUUGAGAACAAUGCCGCAAUCUGUACACUUUACUACAGUCAAAUGAGCGCAGUAAUCAACAAUUGUACUUUCACUAGACCUUGAAUUGCUGUUUUAUGUACAGUCCUCUAUUCUUUUAUUGCAAUAUUAACCCUAUUUCUGUUGGGAGGGGGAGGGGGGAUGGGGAGGGGAGCGAUUUAACCAUUACCUUCAUGUCCCCCAUCUUAGAUUGAAUCCAGAGAUAAGAUUUUAAAAGCUUAAACCCGACUAAAGCCCAAACUCGGGCUUAGAUAGAACCCAAGUCAGGAUUGGU